Hyaloscypha bicolor E is the source of this 1620-nucleotide messenger RNA. Its product is annotated as glycoside hydrolase family 47 protein. Gene Ontology annotation, molecular function: mannosyl-oligosaccharide 1,2-alpha-mannosidase activity; calcium ion binding. Gene Ontology annotation, cellular component: Golgi membrane; endoplasmic reticulum. Lineage: Eukaryota; Fungi; Ascomycota; Leotiomycetes; Helotiales; Hyaloscyphaceae. Gene Ontology annotation, biological process: N-glycan processing; carbohydrate metabolic process. Bases 1 to 1620 code for a protein of 539 amino acids. The record is from RefSeq and is a predicted model, not a curated record. The transcript is spliced from 2 exons.
AUGAGCGACAAACCAACCCCAGGCAUUCGAUUCCAGCGCCCUCGGUCUUUGCAUUGCAGGCUUCGGUCGCGUCACGUCCUCCUUGCUAUCGUCAUUCUCUGCCUAUAUUUCUAUUUCUCCACGCAUACGGACCGGAUUCCGUUCCGUAAAAGCCAGACCCCAUACAAGAUCCAGGCCAAGUUUCCGAGGGAGUCUGCAGCUGCGAAAAAGCUACGAUUACAACGGCGGGGUCAAGUCGAGGAUGCGUUCAAACAUGCUUGGAAGGGGUACAAAGACCACGCCUGGUUGCACGACGAGGUGAUGCCGGUGUCUGGGGGGCAGAAAGAUCCUUUCGUUGGCUGGGCGGCGACAUUGGUGGACUCGUUGGACAGUUUAUACAUAAUGGGAAUGAAGGAGGAAUUCGCGGAGGCUGUCGCGGCGCUGGCACUGAUCGAUUUCUCCAAACCGAAUGCCGACAAAGUUCCCGUCUUCGAAGUCACCAUUCGAUAUUUGGGUGGACUGCUGGGUGCAUGGGAUAUCAGCGAGCAUAAACACCCCAUUCUUCUACAAAAGGCCACACAGCUGGGAGAGUUUCUAUACAAGGCAUUCGACACCCAGAGCGGCCUUCCGGUUCCAUACUACUUUUGGAAAGAAAAUACGUCUGGGAAGUUGCAUGGGGAAGAUAAGGUUAUAAUUGCACAGAUUGCAAGCUUGAGUCUGGAGUUCAUUCGACUGAGCCAAGUCACAGGGGACUUGAAGUACGCUGCCCAAAUUCAGAUCGUUACUGAUCAACUGGCGCUCACGCAGAACCUCACUGCGUUACCUGGAAUGUGGCCAAUUACAGCAAACUGCAGCGUGGAACAUCUGUCAUUCCAAGAUAAAACAUUCUCCCUGGGAGUUUUGUCAGACUCCGCGUUCGAGUACCUACCAAAAACACAUCUACUCAAUCACCGCACCUCCGAUCAGUAUAUCUAUAUGUAUCGCUUAGCCUUCGCUGCGUUCAGUAAACAUCUCUUCUUCCGGCCCUCUCUCCCUGGAAAUCCUGAUAUUCUUAUGAGUGGCAAUAUGAAUAUGUUCGCGAAUCCGCCCCAACUUGAUGGCCAGUUUCAACACUUAGCCUGCUUCGUCGGUGGCAUGGUAGCUCUGGGGUCUAGAAUAAGCAACUCCUUGGAAGAACUAGAGACCGCCAGGAAACUUACAGACGGUUGUGUUUGGGGAUACAACAAUACGCCCUCGGGAGUUAUGCCCGAUUUCGCUCACGUCGAACCUUGUCAAGAUGCCGCCACAUGUACCUGGAGUGGCGAAGGCAACGGUUUCAAGAGUGUCGAUGACCCAUCCUACCGACUGCGCCCGGAGGCUAUCGAAUCCGUGUUCAUUAUGUACCGCCUUACAGCUGACCCAUUGUGGUUGGAAAAGGGGUGGAAGAUGUUCGAGGCGAUUGUGAAGCAUACAAAGACAGACAUUGCGCAUGCGCGUCUGGUCAACGUCAUGGAUGAAAACCCGACCCAUGAAGAUUCUAUGGAGAGUUAUUGGCUUGCGGAAACCUUGAAGUACUUCUAUCUACUCUACAGCGAACCGGGUCUGGUUAGCCUGGAUGACUUUGUUUUGAAUACCGAGGCGCAUCCUUUUAGAUGGCGCUAA